Suillus clintonianus is the source of this 2223-nucleotide messenger RNA. RefSeq lists its product as uncharacterized. The transcript is spliced from 10 exons. Lineage: Eukaryota; Fungi; Basidiomycota; Agaricomycetes; Boletales; Suillaceae. The record is from RefSeq and is a predicted model, not a curated record. The coding region runs from base 1 to 2223 and encodes 740 amino acids.
AUGCCUGGAAGCCCUAAGAGAAAGAAGUCGAAGCGCAAAGCGUCGGACUCUGAUCCCAAGGCACCGGAAGGGAAAGCAGCUCUGGCAAAGAGAGCGCGUGCUCAGUCUCAGUCGAUUAUCGAUGAAGUCGACGACUCACAACAACUUCGACGAACAGGACGUCAAGGUGCAGGGACAGGAGGUAGGAGCACACAACUGGAGAAAGUGAGCGCUAUUUUGCAUGCUCCAGCACGGACCAGCACACCCAAGGCUGCCACCUCCCUUGAUCCGGACGCUCCUGAAAACCCUCUCGCUCCAAAACCACCUCGCAAGGGUGGUGGGAGUCGUCCCAAGAAGAGACAGCAGCCCCCUCCGCCGUAUAGCCCUUCAGAAGAACCGAGCACCACGACUUCCAAAUCACACUCGAAGAAAAACAAGGCUCCUGUCAUUCCUGCCCCAAUGUUCGAGUUAUUGAACUCUCAACCUACUUUUACACAACGGGAAGCUCAUGGACGAUACAGAUUUUCGCCACCAAUUGUCCCUCCCGGCACAGAACCGGAUCUCCAAGCGCUAAACAAUUCCUUCGUGGCUGCAGCCAAGGGCGCACACGCCCUGCCUGAUCCCAAUCAUUCCCAGACUUGUGUCGACACGUCCCAAUGUCACGUUCCGGUUACCAACCCCAAAGCCCCCCAAGGCCAUCGCACUGUCACUACUUCUAACGUCGAACAGACCCAUCAGACUCGUGUCGACACGUCCCAACGUCAUGUUCCAAUUACCAACCCCAACGCCCCCCAAGGCCAUCGCACCAUCCCUACUUCUAACGUCGAACAGACCCGUGUUGACACGUCCCAACGUCACGUUCCAGUCAUUAACCCCAACGCCCCCCAAGGUCAUCGCACUGUCACUACUUCUAACGUUAAAGACCCAGCACUCUCCAGCACCACUUCAAAUACCGUGCUGCUAUCAGACGCUAACUUUUUCCAGAAUUUAGAUCCUGCCCUCCGGCCGACUGGACCGUCGGGUGCAGAGUCCGAACAAUCCAACACGUCCAAGGAUGAUUCGUCUGGGUCGGAUGAGGGUAGCGGAGACGAGGAAAUGGGUUGGGGAGAAGCCCGUGGGCAUCAUAGUACACACCCUGGUUUCUCGAGGGAAGAGCUACCACCCCAACCUCGGGUGGCAACUGCUCUUCCAACAGACUUUGAAUUCCAGUAUUCUCGCGACGAAAGUGACCAGGUUGCUGAGAAGACUUUGGCAGUCGGUAGUGAUUCGGGCGAUGAUAGUUCAACGAUGGAUCAAGAGGUACAAGCCCGCUUAUUUGUUGGACCCAAUGACGUCUUGAAGCUUCACCAUGAGAGAAACAGCCAUCCCCGACUUCCUGAUCCUGCUCUACUGGAGCUUCUUCGUGCUGCCGAGAUAGAUACCUCCAAUUCGAAGGUGAAACAGAAGGGCCCAAGGCUACCCAACUGGGCCUUUCUCGAGGACGCAAAGGUGGAGUGUCGUGCCCAGCAGGCACUGGAGAACCCUUUUCCAAGCCUUGUUGAUGAUCUCCCGGUCGCAAUCACAGAGUCGCUCUCGGCCUCUCUCGUCCAAUGGCUUAAAAAUGGUCAACAAGUUGAUGCCGGUGUGUGGCCCACUCAUAAGCCUGACAUGGCGAGGCUGCUGUAUGACGACUUAGCAACCUGGCGCUCCGAUCUAAAGAAAAUUGCCAUCUCCAUCACACCUUCCGCAUAUGGCCUUUCCCCGCCAGACGACAUUCCCGUUCAAGUGCGUGCAGCUUGGGUUCAAGCCGCAGCUGUAGAAUUACUCGACGAUGGUAAAUUUAUGCGCCAUGGACUAGACGAGUUCGGGAAGACUAAAAAUUUUGCGCACCCUGCGCUUCUGGAGGCCAUCAUCUUAUUCUUCUACACAGGAUCUUAUCGCAUUGCUCGUAGGCGACCAGCCAUUUUUCGGAAGGAGGUACCAUUAACAUGCUUAGCUCUCGUUUGCACUGUGUUUGAUUGCGUCUUCCAGGGCCUCGAGAAAAAUGGUAACGGCAAGUUUUAUUCAAAGUUCGCUGCCAAGGAGUACGAGUCCGUUUAUCUUUGGUUGCUUGGGCUACUCAAUGAUGUCAUGAGUGAUCCAUAUCACGGUCCGAAGCUGGUGCAGCAGCUUCGUGAAUGGGCCAAGAUUGGAUGGGCGGAGGCAUCCAAACUCGACGGCGUUGACACGUCGAAACAUCGUCACCUGCGCGUCCAGCUUGAUUGA